AUGUCAACGCUCUCUUACCUCAACCGCGCUUCUUCAGUCCCCUCAUCGCCUCCCAUGUCCAAAUUCGAAUCCGAUCCUUCUUCUAUUCACAAAAGAGUCAUUAUGCUUAUCAAAUUGUCGAACCUCGACGCAGCCGCAGAGCACGCGCGUUUGGCUGUUUUGUCCAGAGGCGAACCUAAAGUGACUGCCAAGACCUGCGUGGCUAUCAUCGACGCUCUGUGCAGGUACGGUCGGUACAGUGAAGCAUACGAUUUAUUCCAUUACUUCGCUGCUAAGUCUAACUCGGAUCUGAUACCCUUUAUCUGCUGCGAUCCAAUCAUCAAUGCCUAUUGUGAUGAAGGGAAAGUCGACGAGGCUCUUGAAUUAUACCAACAUUUGUUGCGCAGUGGUCUUAGUUCUCGUAACCAACUAGUCUUGGCUCAAGGUUUGGUCAAAGCGGGUAGGAUUGAUGAAGCUAUAGAUCUUUUCUAUUGCGUGAGGAUGUAUGAGAAAGCUAUGGAGCAUUACAUGUUGUCUAAGGAAGAUUUCAGCAAGAUACAUGUGACUGCUGGAAAUAGCCUUUUGAAAGUUUUGCUAAGGUACGGUAAGAAGACCGAAGCUUGGUCAUUGUUCAGUCAGAUGCUGGAGCAAAGCAGGUUCCCAGGUUUGGAGGAAUACAGGAACACUAGAAAAUUUGAUUCGGAGUCGUGCAAUAUUAUGGUGAAUGAGUGUUUCAAGCUUGGGCAUGUUAGCGAGGCAAUCGAGAUAUUUCACAAGGUUGUUGGCACAAUUAGUGAUCCACAGUUGUGUUACAGAAACAUGAUCACUCGGUUUUGCGAACAUGGGAUGUUGUCAGACGCAGAACGUUAUUUCGCUGAUAUGUGUUCUAAGAAGUAUCUUGUCCCUGAUGUUCCAACAUAUCGAACGAUGAUGGAUGCAUAUGUGAAGGAAGUCAGAGUCAGCGAUGCUCGAAAAACUGUGAACCAAACUUUGGAUGCGUGUCUAACCUAUAUUGCUAAGCAGGUCUGA
Arabidopsis lyrata subsp. lyrata is the source of this 1008-nucleotide messenger RNA. Its product is annotated as pentatricopeptide repeat-containing protein At1g10270. The transcript has 2 exons. The coding region runs from base 1 to 1008 and encodes 335 amino acids. Gene Ontology annotation, molecular function: protein binding. The record is from RefSeq and is a predicted model, not a curated record. Gene Ontology annotation, cellular component: chloroplast. Lineage: Eukaryota; Viridiplantae; Streptophyta; Magnoliopsida; Brassicales; Brassicaceae.